Paramacrobiotus metropolitanus is the source of this 1888-nucleotide messenger RNA. RefSeq names its product WSCD family member GA21586-like. The transcript has 4 exons. Bases 300 to 1235 code for a protein of 311 amino acids. The record is from RefSeq and is a predicted model, not a curated record. Lineage: Eukaryota; Metazoa; Tardigrada; Eutardigrada; Parachela; Macrobiotidae. Gene Ontology annotation, molecular function: sulfotransferase activity.
AUCACUAGUGCUCCUCCACGAUGCGCUUCACGGAAGUGCGCGUUAUAUGUUGAGUGACGUGAAGAAAGUUUCCUCGCUUGAUAGUAUGAUCGCCGACGUUCACCUCCUUCGUGCGUUUAUUCGAUCAGCAGAAUCCAUGUGCAGAAUCGUUCUACAGUGAUCAACCGGUACUGCGUUGUUCGCAUUCUACGAAGAUCAUUCUUGCGACGCCGACAUUGGUCUUUUGUGCAGCACGAAUAAUGCAGUGCCUGUUUGGCUUGCAUAACGUUGAUCAGAGAAUUGUGAUUAGCGGGAGCUAAAUGCGCCAGCGCGGCUGUGGUCCUGCCCUGUCCAUCAUUUGCAGUCUUCCCCUAUGGUUAUGCACCAUUUUCAGUCUACAAAUCUUAGUUGUGUUCCACCGCCCGCAGACGCGGACCGCUCUCCAAGAUCCACCGAACCCGGGAGCGGAUAAUGAUGAUAACCUAACGGAAUGGGAUAACGUGACCUAUAUUCUUAACGCUACUGGCGAUGUGUGUAAUCGAUCCCGGCCGCUGCCCAAGGGAACCACCGUUGUUCCGCAGACGGCGCUGCUCAGUCUGCCCGGCAGCGGCAACACGUGGCUGCGCUGGCUGAUCGAGCGCUUGACCGGCGUCUGCACCGGCAGUGUCUACCACGACGCCGCUCUAAAAAAAGCCGGGUUUGUCUGCGAAGGCCGGCAACACGGCGUGAUGACCGUCAAGACGCAUUUUGUGCAGCAUCUCCAAGCGGCGAAGACCAUCCUCCUCAUCCGCAACCCUUACGACGCGCUGGUCGCCGAGUUUAAGCGGGUGGCGUCCGGAGGCAAUCACACCGGCGUCACCACAACGGAUCUCUACCACUCACGACGUUUCCACGUGAUGGUGCACGAGCUGGGCGCCACCUGGCUGCCCUCCAUCCGCUCCGUUGUCAGCUCGCCCGGCAGUGUUCUGGUGGCGUUCUUUGAGCGCCUGAAAGAUGAUCCACAACGGGAACUGCGUCGGCUGGCCCGCUUCCUGUUGGUGCGGGUGGAUACGGCACGCGUGCGCUGCGUCAUGCGCUCUCUCAACGGACCGGCCAAACGUAGUCGUACCCCACAGGACGUCAAUAAAGGUCAGCUGUUUUAUCCCGCGGAAAAACGCCAACUGGACGGUGAUAUCGCUUAUGCAUCCAGGUUACUCAAAGCAUUCGGAAUCCCCAAUAAAGACAUGCCGGAUUAUUUGCAGCAAGCACAGCGUUAGCAAGCUGGUUAUUUAUCGAGCAUUUAGUUUCAUCGAUAUCUACGGCGCAGCGAAUUAACGAUAAACAUUCCAGCAAUCGUUAGGAUAAUUAAGCGUUUAAUAGCGGCUGACAUCGAAUCCCGACCGGAAGUACGCCGUCGGUCUCGUUAGCGUUAAGCGGCUUUCGUUCAAAUCCACGGUCUUUUCCGGGGACGGCGCAUUCUUCCGGAAGCGGACCCUUCUGCAGACCAGCCACUGCCAUAACUGGAUCAGGAUAUUCCGCGCUUCGCGACGAUAUUGGCCACUCAUCGCGUAAAAGAAAGCCUACGCAGAAACCGGCAUCAAUAAACCGAGAACCGUUUGAUUAAAGCUUUUAAUGAUGCUUCAAAACGCAGCAUGAAGCACUGUGAACUGUAAAGGUUGCAGGGCACAGAUUUAUGUGCAUUUAUGCAAACUGAACCUGUCGCGUUUAUUCAUACAUGGGUUUAUAAUUUAUUAAUUAUUUAUACAGUACGUACCCGGCAAAAAAUUCUUUAUAUAAAUAAAAUUAACAGAGUUAUUUUGUCGUAUUAAUGUACUUUUCUACUGUCGCCUUUUCUUAGCGUAAUUAUGUACUACUCUAGGUAAUUUUUUAAUCCUUACCGGUUCGGCAGCAAAAGCCAGAUAAAAAACGG